This is a messenger RNA of Argiope bruennichi, 1431 nucleotides long. RefSeq names its product F-box/LRR-repeat protein 15-like. Gene Ontology annotation, molecular function: protein binding. NCBI's taxonomy places the organism in Eukaryota, Metazoa, Arthropoda, Arachnida, Araneae, Araneidae. The coding region runs from base 144 to 986 and encodes 280 amino acids. Gene Ontology annotation, cellular component: SCF ubiquitin ligase complex. The transcript is spliced from 6 exons. The record is from RefSeq and is a predicted model, not a curated record. Gene Ontology annotation, biological process: SCF-dependent proteasomal ubiquitin-dependent protein catabolic process.
AUAUUUUUGUGCUAUAUUUUCUUUACUGAAAACUGACAUUUUAAAAUGCUGCAUAAAAUUGUUUUACAAAAGUUUAAGUUACAUAAAAACGAUCUUUGUUUUUGGAGAACAGGCUUGAGUGUUAAAUUCAUUACAGUAUAGAAAUGGCAGAUGAUAAUGAAGCGGCUCCUCUCCUGCUAAAAAUACCUUGGGUUGAUGUUCUUUUUUGUCACGUGUUUACCAGACUGAGCCCUCGAGACUUGUUUAACUUGAGAGCUGUCAAUAAGGAAAUGAAAUUCCUGGUCUCUGAAUAUUUCAAAGUAAAUAGAAUUCUAGAUUUUUCACAGGUUUCACGUUGUAUGACCUUACAGGCUUUCAGAAUUUAUACCAAAGAUUCUCACUGCUUGAGGAUUAUUGACUUGAGCUAUUGCAAAUGGCUGAAUAGCAGCACUUUGAAUCCUGUUUUGGAAUCUAACAAAAAUCUUUUUCAUUUGAAUAUCAGCAGUUGCAUUUCAGUCUCUAAUAGCUCACUGCAAGUAUUAGCAAAUAAUGCAUCUGAACUGAAAGUAUUGGAUUUGAGCAACUGUCACUGGCUUAGUUCUGGAGCUGUAGUUUCUAUAGCCCUUAACUGUCAUAAUCUUGAAUUCAUUGACUUAACUAGCUGUUGGGAGGUGACUGAUGAAGCAGUUUGUGAACUGGUGCUCAAUUGUCCAAGAUUAAAAAGCUUAUCAGUAUCUCGUAUUUAUGGAAUCACGGAUAAGAGCCUAGUGGUUAUUGCUCAUAAACUAAAUUGUCUUGAAAAUCUGAAUUUGGCAGGUUGUUGGAGAAUAACUGAUUAUGGCAUCAGGCUUGUUGGAGAAUACUGCAGACAGCUUAAAGCCUUGAAAGUUGAAGACUGUAGAGGUGUAACGGAAUUUAGUCUCAUUAAUUUGCGUUCUCGAAUGUACAUUGACAGAAUAAGUAGCAGUUUAUGUGUUCGAUUGCCUAGGCUGCCUUUGCAGAUUUAAUUUGGAGAAGAAACAAUGCUUUCUGAUGUGAUAAAUAUUUUCUUUUCUAUUUAAAACUGAAUUGGAUAAUUAUAUUUGUUAGAGGAAAGUUCAGUAUCUGUGAUAUUUUGUUGAUUCUGAAAGACUUUUAUUUGAUGUUUUCUAGUUUUGUUUGAAUUUUGUUUAAGUUAUUAAGAAUGUUUUGAUGGAAAAAUGAGUUUUAUGUGUCUUGAUAUAUAUAUAUAUUUGUUGAGCUCUUUGUUAAUUAUAUGUAUAUUUUGAUUUUUAUUGCAUUCUUUAGCUUUAAUUAAUUGCAGUAUUUUGCAUUUUGUAUCCUAAACUAUGAAAUUUAUUCUUUAGUUGGUUGUACUUAAUAAAUGUGUUAAUUUUGCUGUAAAGUAUCAAUAUAAUACUAUUUCUUCAAAUAUAUUUAUAUUUUUCACUUUUUCUUUGAGAUAAUAUUUAG